This is a messenger RNA of Fusarium mangiferae, 1545 nucleotides long. RefSeq lists its product as uncharacterized. NCBI's taxonomy places the organism in Eukaryota, Fungi, Ascomycota, Sordariomycetes, Hypocreales, Nectriaceae. The record is from RefSeq and is a predicted model, not a curated record. The transcript is spliced from 6 exons. The coding region runs from base 1 to 1545 and encodes 514 amino acids.
AUGUCUAUCACUCUUUGUCACGAGUCUCUUAGAACAACCCUGAGCGGAACUGAGGUCUCUGGGAUAGCGCAGUUUCGUGGUAUUCCUUACGGCUACAUACCGCGCCGUUUUGAAGAAGCUAAGAAGCUAGAUCAGCUUCCAGGACACCUUGAUUGCACCAAAUUUGGCCCUCGUUGUCCUCAGAUCCAAGCUGAUGUAGGCCACUUACUACGCAUUCCGCCUCAUCACAAACUUCCCGUCGAGCCGGAGGACGAAUUUGAGUGCACUAACCUCGACGUAACGCUGCCCAAGCUUGAUUCUCUAUCAAGCUUAGACAAACUGCCAGUUCUGGUGUGGAUCCACGGAGGUUCACAAGCCGUGAGCUUUGGAACUGCUGCUUCUGGAAUUUGUGAGUCUUAUGCGUUUCUUUCUCUGACAGAUAUGACAACAAUUGUUGCCGAUUCAGUUCGUCAACGUAAACCUAUCAUCUCUGUCACUGUCCAAUACAGACUGAAUAUAUUUGCACUCGGAAAGGGAAACGGAGAGGGGCCAGUGAACUUAGCUCUACGAGACCAGGCACUGGCACUUCAAUGGAUUCAGGAACAUAUUUCUGGCUUCAAGGGCGACCCGACUCGAGUGACUUUGGCCGGCGAAAGUGCUGGAGCAGUGUACUGUCACGCUCAUCUCACGCGAAAUGCCCCUGUCCAGCAAUACAUCCUUUCAUCUGGGACCUUAUACCUUUCGCCACCUCAGUCACCCAAGUCAGUCCAGACUCUGCGUGACGCAGUUCUAAAGCAAGUUAAAGCUAUCAAUCCGCUCCUUGACUUAGAUACUGCAUCAGUAGAUGAGAUCACCAAGGCAGUCAGACAUAGCGGCCUACAGUCUUUCUGCCUUGAAUGGGAAGAACAAUUUGAGGACUGGCAAAAUAGCAGCCUUGAGUCCAAGCGCAUCAUGCUAGGCGACGUGAAUAAGGAGGCAGUUAUCUGGCAAACAGGUGUGCGUCUUUUAAGCCCAAACGAGAUCCUCGCGGCAUUUGAUGCUGCAGGAGAACAUAGUGAUGAGCUCAAGAAGGCAUACCAUAUCUAUAUGGAUAGGCCGUCAUCCUGUUACAAUGGCGCCAUAGACUUUAUCAAUGACUAUAAAUUCUUACUGCCGAUACAGCGUCUUGAGAAAUUCUUCAGGCGCGAUGCUCAGAUUCCGAUCUUUAGGUACUUGAUAGACGAGGCUAAUCCCUGGCAACCGUCGAGUGGAGCCCAUCAUGCAGUAGAUCUCAUCUUACUGUUCGGAGGCUUCGAUCUGAGCUUCUCGCGUGGCUCAGAGUUGACUGGUCAGGCUAUGCGUGACAUCUGGACCAAGUUCAUCAACGUGGAGCAGCCAUGGACCUCUUCAGAAUCUGGGCGCUGCUAUGGCUUUGGACCUCAUGGAGUAUCUAAGGUGUUGAAUGAUUGGGAAGUUAAAGCACGUCGCAGAAUCGCUGAGGCAAAUAUACUAGAGAAGAUGGAUAGUAUGCUAUUAGAUAGAGCGUUUGUUGCUCUUGCUGCGGGUAGAGUAAGUUUAUCAAACUAG